This is a messenger RNA of Sclerotinia trifoliorum, 2382 nucleotides long. The record is from the annotation of a GenBank genome assembly. NCBI's taxonomy places the organism in Eukaryota, Fungi, Ascomycota, Leotiomycetes, Helotiales, Sclerotiniaceae.
AUAAUCUCAAAGUGGACUUUUUGAUUGGCUGUGAAUCAACCUUAGUCGUUUUUGGAUGUAUCAGCAUUCGCGACAAUUAAACUUCGAUAUUGUCGCAAAUAUCUCUUUCACACUUCACAACUUCUGAUAUUGAACAUUCACGACUUUUACCAUUCUAUUCUAUUACGAUCUAUCGAUUUUGAACAUCUUUUGAACGACAAUCACCAAUUGGUUCGACAACUCAACUCGACAUCACCCAUUAUCACACUGCUAGCCCUAGGGAUAAACAUCGAUAUACUUUAAGAAGUGGGUAUCAACGAGUAUCAAAAUGUCAGGAAAAGCCGAGCGACCCAGUAAGCGUAUACGUAAACUCAGUACUGAUUCUGAGGGAGAUGGAGAAAUCGAUUGGACGGAUCACCGUGUAAAAGCUGGUAGGGCUGAUGCAGCCACCAACAAUAACGAGUAAGUCUUUGAAAUUUCCACUAUUCUCACUGUCGCAUUAAUCCUCCGUUUGUUCUUGGUAACAUGUUACUUUGCGCAAAUCUCCGUAAUUAAGCGUUACCUUUGAUCGUCCACUCUCUUUCCACUCUUCGAUUUAGCCCUCGUGUUGUUUUACGAUAAUCAUAUCUUGCGUUCGUCGUACAAACAAGGGACGAGAGACGAGGCAUCAGAGGAUGAAUCUUAUUAGCAACGUGGUUGGUCAGUCUUGAAAAGACAGGAUUGGGCGAAUUGUGUAAAAACAGCGCGUUUAUGUAUGCAAAUCGCCUUGCUCACCGGUCAUUCUCCGCAAUUCUAUCUUAUCAAGGCAGUGACCAGGCAGGCCCUUGCCAACUGAUUCACCAUCAACUGUGCUUAAAUCACUCCACAUCCUUUGCCGUAUUAUCAAUAGCCUCAAAAAGGAACAAUCGUGGAUCAAGGAAUCCAUCACGAUCAACCAACCUACACUCUCCUUCAAUUUGUUCACCUCGUAUUUGAUUGCUAUCUGUGGGCAAGAUGUCUACACGUCGCAGUCAGCGGUCGGCAGCUGCCAAAGCAAGAGACGUAAUUAUUGUUUCUGAACAGAUAUCUCCUAGGUCAUCACGAUCGCGUCGCACCAAUCCAGAGCCCGCCUCAACAGCCACAGUAUCACGUGGACCAGCACCUCCGGAAUCAAAAAGUCCAGAGUCAAUGCGUUUGACGGUCAAGACAUCAUCAAGUAAAUUGAGAGAAGCGACAAGGUCAAGCCCUAUCACUGGCCCGCCUGUUAUGGUUAAUAGCCGAGAUCAAUUUGUCGGUGGCGAGAUCCUCGAAGGCAAGAGAAACAGGAAGGUUAGGAAGAGUUAUGUUUUGGAAUCAGAGAGUGAAGAAGAUGAUGAAGAAAUGGAAGAUGCUGAGGGUGAAGAUGAUCCCGAUGCGGAGGGUGAAGAUGACGAUCUAGAUGCUGACGGAGACGUCGAUAUGGAUGUGCAACCGACUCCACCUACCAUCCAAAUUUCUAAAGCGUCGGCUGGAAAAACUAAAAUCACUGUGAAGGAGCCACCCAAAGUACCCACUGCUACUGUUGAGCAACAGGGAAUGGGGCUCAGUGAUGAUGACGAUGAACUCAGUGAACUUGACAGUGACUUAGCAGAAGAAAUCGAGGAGGAGGAAGUAAUGCAAAGUGCAAAUGAGGAAGAUGCAGAGGGAGAAGAUGAGGAGAUGGAAGUGGCUGCGGAAGAAGAUGAGUUACUCGAUAGUGAUGAUGAAAAUCCCGCAAAUGAGAGCAGGGGUUCUACUCCCGAUCUCAAUAAAUUGACCAGGAGACAAAGAGCAAGAUUCGAUGAUGCUGCUAGUGGAUAUCUCAUGGCUCUUCCCGAUGGUAGGUUGUUUUAUGGUUCCUAGUGGCCACGCGCUAAUGUCUACUCAAGAGGUCCAAGUGAAGAAACAUCUCACAGCUGAAGAGCAUGCUAUGAGACGUGCCGAAAUGGCACGAAGGAGGAAGAACCUUAGCGAAAAGCGUAAUGAAGAAGAGAAGGUAACCGCAUCCCAAGAGUUAUCCAGUUACCCACUUGGUCUCCUUUUCACAGCUAGUUCACCUUGCUUAUACAUAUUUAGAUGGAAACAAUCAACAAACUUCUUAAGAAGCAAGCACCCAAGACCAACGCUCGCCGCAAAGAUCUCAAUGGCCCCGUUGUUGACGCGACUCCGGAAGGAGAACCCCAGAAGCCGAACCCGCUUUUCGUUCGAUGGGUUAGUAAUAAGGACGGAAAUCGAAUUGGUGUACCAGAAGAGUGGAUGGAAGGUCCUACCGGUGCUUUGUUCCAGGGUGGAAUUAAGUCUAGCGGGAAUGCUAUGGGUGGGAAAUUGAUAGAGGAAGUCUCUUGAGUAAGGUAGGGACUGAUCAUGUAUAUUAGUGUUGUGGGCAACAAAAUCACGGGGUCUUAU